Messenger RNA from Cloeon dipterum, 1611 nucleotides. Its product is annotated as porphobilinogen deaminase-like protein l(3)02640. Gene Ontology annotation, molecular function: hydroxymethylbilane synthase activity. The transcript is spliced from 6 exons. Bases 308 to 1474 code for a protein of 388 amino acids. Gene Ontology annotation, biological process: heme biosynthetic process. The record is from RefSeq and is a predicted model, not a curated record. Lineage: Eukaryota; Metazoa; Arthropoda; Insecta; Ephemeroptera; Baetidae. Gene Ontology annotation, cellular component: cytoplasm.
CAUUUCAAUUUUAUCCAUGCACAUUGCACCCCUGCUCUUGCACUCGGCUAAAGCAAGGCGGUAUUACAAAUUUUCUGGGGAGACCGAGUUGGCCAGCGUGACCCUGUUAUCGUAGCCGAAAUUAUUAUCUUAACGACAACUCUUUCGACUUUUUACAUACUGCUAAAAUCAGACGUGCUUUCGCAGCAGCAGUGAAAUGAGCUCGUUGCCUUGAUGAGUUUGCGCUACUUUUACUGAAGUGCUUGUUUCAUAAUAUCGAAAAACCUUUCCUGAAAACUACACGUGUUUCGUGUAAUACCAAACAGCUAUGGAUUCUGGAGACGGCGAAAAGGUUGUUAAAGUGGGCUCCAGAAAGAGUCAGCUGGCCUUAAUUCAAACUAACAGUGUUAUAGACUCAUUGAAGCUAUUUCACCCAAACGCACGUUUUGAAAUAGUUGAAAUGAACACCACUGGAGACAAAAUUUUAGACAAGCCACUCCCAAAGAUUGGAGAGAAAAGUUUAUUUACGAAAGAACUGGAGGUCGCCUUGGAGGAGGGCUCUGUUGAUUUUGUUGUGCACUCCCUUAAAGAUUUACCAACGACACUACCAGACAAUUUAGCGAUUGGCGGAAUUUGCAAGCGCGAAAACGCGAGAGAUGCUGUUAUUAUUCAUCCAAAAUUGGAAGCUAAAAGUCUGUCUGAACUGGCUAAAAACAGCAUAGUUGGCACAAGUUCACUGAGACGGGUUGCCCAAGUGCGACAGUUGUACCCCGACUUGGAGGUGAAAAGCAUCAGAGGCAACCUGAACACGCGCCUCAGCAAGUUGACAAAUUCCGUUGUUGAUUCAAACAACAAAGAUGCAGAGAACCCUCUGCAAUACUCAGCCAUCAUGUUGGCCGUGGCAGGAAUUGAGAGGAUGGGCUGGGAAAAUAAAAUCAGCCAGAUACUGGAGCCCAGCGAAAUCAUGUACGCAGUUGGCCAGGGCGCUCUGGCCAUUGAGUGCAGGUCUGACGACCAGAAAACUGUUGACUUUUUGGCCCCCUUGCACGACCGCAGCACGGUGCUCAGGGUAGUUGCGGAAAGGAGCCUUUUGAAGAAACUUGGAGGGGGAUGCAGCGCUCCUGUGGCAGUGAAUUGCACCCUCGACGACAACGAUAAUUUGAGUCUAGAAGCGGGAGUGUGGAGUUUGGAUGGAAAGAAAAGUCUGAAAAAGAAGUUAAGCGCGGUGAUUGCCACUAAGGACGAGCCACCGAAGAAGAUGACCAAAAAGGAAGAUACCCUCUUUGCUGGUAUCUUAGCAGGAAAGCUAUUAAAAGACGAGCUAGAAAUGGCACAAGACUUGGGGAUCAAAGUCGCAGAAGAAUUGGUCGCUGAAGGAGCCUUGGAUAUCAUGGAGGAGGCGAGAGCCGAAAACGAGAAGCCAGAAGAGGUCAAAAAGUUCAAAGAGGAAAUUAAAAAUGGUGCUAGUGACAAGUUGGUUCAAGAGCAAAGAUAAUUCUGCUAUCACAACUGUAUAUUUUUAGAUCGCAGGGUACCAACUGCCUAUUGCAUCGGUGUUAACUAGAAUAACCUUUGGUGCCUGUUACUUAUAUUUUGUUAGUCUUUUUACAUAAAUUGUUAUGGCAGUUAUAA